GGAUCGUAGGAGUGCAUGAAUGUUUUGGUCUCUAAGCUAUGGGCAGAGACUUUGGUUAGAAUCGGAGAGCGUACGUGUGCGGUGCUGAACGAGAGCGAGAGUGUGCUAAUUCCUUCCUCCUUCGGGGCACAAAGAAUCCAAUUAGCUUCGAACACGCACACAGUUGCGUACGAAUCGAAAUACGAAACAGACGAAAAGAAUUCGAGUGCGUCCAGUUUUUGUUUUUUUUUUGCCUUCCUUCUUUUUGGAUCGCAGCAAUCCGUGACGGAGAAAACAAGAGUGCACUGGAGGAACGUCAACACGAUCGUAACUGAUAGCAACAGAAGGAAACAGACGCCGCCUUAGAUCAUUUUCGUUUCGUUCGAAACAUGGAAUACGUGUCAAGGUGUACCGCAAAGCGAGCAAUAGAUUAA
Molecule: messenger RNA, 413 nt
Organism: Nicrophorus vespilloides
Lineage: Eukaryota; Metazoa; Arthropoda; Insecta; Coleoptera; Silphidae
Exons: 2
Coding region: 16-345 (109 amino acids)
Source: RefSeq, a predicted model, not a curated record